Messenger RNA from Myxozyma melibiosi, 1521 nucleotides. Its product is annotated as general substrate transporter. The coding region runs from base 1 to 1521 and encodes 506 amino acids. Gene Ontology annotation, molecular function: carbohydrate:proton symporter activity. Lineage: Eukaryota; Fungi; Ascomycota; Lipomycetes; Lipomycetales; Lipomycetaceae. Gene Ontology annotation, cellular component: membrane. The transcript is spliced from 4 exons. Gene Ontology annotation, biological process: transmembrane transport; carbohydrate transport. The record is from RefSeq and is a predicted model, not a curated record.
AUGCAUCAAGCCGAGGACGAGGCCAAGACCGCUGUGGAUGAACUGGAAACAGUGCCGGAAAUCUAUCUCGAAGACGAUGCUGAUGGCGUACCGGUAUCGCAUUCCCGGUUUCCCAGUCUACUCAAUUUUUUGAUUAUUCUUGUGGCAGCGACUUCUAGUUUUCUUUUCGGAUACGGAAACAAUGCAGUUGCCGGAAGUCUCGCUCAGGAGUCUUUUAUUGAAAAGUUUCUGAGCGGCCCUAAUGCCAGCGCUCUGAUUGACGGAAUGUCCGCUGUAUUUUUUGCUGGCGGAUUUAUCGGCACCUUCAUCCAAGGCUACGUCUCCGAUAAAUUCGGACGACGCUUCUGCGCGGAGAUGGCAGCACUAUUUAUGGUACUCUCUGGUGUUCUUGGUGCAGCAAGCGUAAACCCAGCAAUGUUCAUUGUUUCACGAGGUAUCUGUGGGAUAUCUGGAGGAAUGAUUAUGACAAACAUGCCGGUUUACAUGAGUGAAAUUGCCCCCGCCCACGCACGUGGGUUACUAGUGGGAAUGCAUGCGACCUAUCUAAUUCUCGGAUACAUUGUCUGCGGACUUGCUGCGCUUGGAUUCAAUUUUAUUACCAAGCCAAUCCAGUGGCGGUUGCAAUUCAUCAUGCUCACCUUCUUUGCUGUCGUCUGUGCCGUUUCUGUCAUGUUCAUACCGGAGUCGCCAAGAUGGUAUGUCGAGCAGGGACGUUUGGAGGAAGCGACCGCCAUUAUGGAAAGGCUACAUCGCACCAAAGAUGAUCCGACCGCUCGUAUGGCGCGUGCGGAAUUUGCGCAGAUUGUGGCCCAGGUUAAUGCAGAGAGAGACCUACCUCACAGCUAUUGGUAUAUUCUGUCUAAUCCGCAUCUGCGGAAGCGUGCCUAUUGCUCAGUUUUGCUAUUUGCAAUGGUGCAGUCCAGUGGCCAGCUGGUUAUAUUUAACCUCAUGCCAAUUCUUUUUGCAGGACUUGGCUUUAACAAUGUAUUGCAGCUUGGGCUUUCCGUUGCCUGGGUCGCUGUAGCAGGACUCGGAAGUACAACCAACGCAUUGAUUGUGGACAGGGUUAAUCGAGUCAAACUGCUAGGAAUAUGCGGAUAUCUUAUGGCUAUAGCAAUGUCAAUCGAAGCAACACUUCAGAGGUUCUAUCUCAAUUCUGACAGUAAACCAGGAAUGAACGCUGCCGUUGCCUUUUUCUUCAUUUUCAUGGCAUGUUAUUCUUUUACUGCUGACUGCGUUGUUUAUGUUUACAACGCAGAAAUCUGGCCGACUCACUUACGAAGCAAAGGUGUGACAUUCGGGUUGGGUGCGUUCUUCUUGUUUGGUAUUAUCUAUAACAGUCCCUCGGCGCAGGCGUUUGAAUCCAUCGGCUGGAAAUACUACCUUGUGUUCAUUUGCAUGACUCUUGUCUGCACAACUCUGAUCGUCUUCACGUUUCCUGAGACUAGGGGUCUUACGCUAGAAGAGGUGAAUAGCAAAUUUGGCGAUCAAGUAGAGCUUCCAAUGACUGCUCUGAAAUAG